CCUUGGCAGGGCGGCAAGGUUGAUGAAGUCUUUCAGAACAUCGUCUUUCUUAACAGAGACCUCCUGAUAUUCUAUGAUUUGAUCAAAGGGAUAUCCUCAGGCAAUUUUGGGCGGCUAGAACUCUAUAUUGGGGCUCUGGCAGCGACGUUCUCAGGUGGCAAGCGCUACAACUACAUGGGUGACACUCUACACCUUCUCCAGAACCUCAAAAAGAUCUGGACGCCUGAUUUUGCGUUC
Molecule: messenger RNA, 237 nt
Organism: Coniophora puteana RWD-64-598 SS2
Lineage: Eukaryota; Fungi; Basidiomycota; Agaricomycetes; Boletales; Coniophoraceae
Exons: 1
Source: RefSeq, a predicted model, not a curated record